AUGAGUUUCGUUGACAUAAGAUUUAAGGAACUCCUUAAGUGUGGAGUGACUGCGCUCAAGUGCACCUUGCGUUUGAGGAUGGAGAACCUUGCGAACGUUUCAAUUAUAAAAAAGCAGAGUGGUCAAAGUUCCAGGCUGAAACAAAAAAAAAAGUUUGAAAACUUCACAAUUGAUACAUCAAAUUUACUUGAUACGUAUGAAAACUUCUGCAACACACUUCUAGAAAUAAGGGAAGACAGUAUACCUAUAAUUUCCAAACCUAAUGUGUUUGCUAUGAGAAAACCAGUUCCUUGGUGGGACGCGGACUGUUCGGAAGCUGUAAAGAAAAGUAAAAAUGCUUUAAGAUUUUACAAAUUAAAUCCUACAAUAGAAAAUUAUAUAGAAUAUAAAAAGAUUGAUGCCUUCAAAAAGAGGUUAAAUAGUGAAAAAGGCGUUGGCCCCAUCCAAUCAAGGAGAGAUUCCACUCCGGGAUUGGAUGAUAUUCCAUACAAACUUAUUAGCAAUGGACAAAAAACUAUUUUAAAAAUAUUUAAUAUGCUUUGGGACAAUCAAUGUAUUCCAAAGUCUUGGAAAACACAAUGUGUGAUACCUAUUUUAAAGCCUGAUAAACCAGAACAUGACUUCAACUUCUACAGAUUUCGUAUACAUCCUUGGCAGUAUUACUCGAUUGUCGCUCGCGAUUAUGGAUUCAAAGGCUCUGAAAACGAUCUAAAACCCCGUUUACUUGAAAGCUAUAAAGCUGUUUGGAAUGAAUAUCCAAACUUUGGUAAAGGCCUUAUUUCAUGGGAAGACUGGUGGAAUCAUGUCGUAAAAAGAACAUUUAAAGGUCAGCUUCCAAAAAGUGCUGAUGUUAAUUGUCUUUGCGAUAAACUCAUAAAUGAUUUCAAAACAGCAAAAUGUUGGCGUUUAGCAGAAGGGGCUGAUAAAAUACUUAACAUGUUAAGAAAUCAAGGUAUUUCUUUAGGAGUUAUUUCCAAUUUUGAUCCUCGACUCGUUGAGAUAUUACAGAAUAUGCAUAUAUAUAAUAAAUUUCAUUUUGUCCUAACAUCUUUUGAUAUUGGAUGUCCAAAACCAGAUAAAAAAAUUUUUGACCAUGCAUCAAUUGCAUAUGAAAAUGUUCAUCCUAGGGCUUGUCUUCACAUAGGAGAUGACAUUGAAAAAGAUUAUAAAGCAGCUAGAAAUGCAGGGUGGCAUGCUUUACUAGUAUCAAAUCAAAAGUUAAAAGAUAAGUCAGUUGCAGCAAAACAUGUAUUUGGAAACUUAUAUGAAUUACAUGAUGCUAUUUAUAAUGAUAAAGUAAAACUGUAA
Messenger RNA from Parnassius mnemosyne (clouded apollo), 1308 nucleotides. The record is from the annotation of a GenBank genome assembly. NCBI's taxonomy places the organism in Eukaryota, Metazoa, Arthropoda, Insecta, Lepidoptera, Papilionidae.